AUGCCAGCUUGGCUGUAGAUUCAUGCUAGCAUUCUUCUCACGCUACUUCACGCGCGAGGUCACCAAUCAACAUAGUGUAUUCGACCUACGGCUUGAUCUAGAUCAUCAACAUCGGCCAGCUUAAACUUGAAGCGACUGUAUAGCUGUCGUGAAGUACCCUAGUGCCACAAGCCAUCGCUGUAACCGUGUAACAAGCUGUGCAGGUUUCGGUCAUGUCCAGACGAGAGAGUGAUGGAAAGAGACUAGGUCUGCAGACUGCGCGUCGGCAGCUGAACGCGACGAUUCUCGCAUAUUUGCUUAUCAGCUAGAUGCCAUGUGGCGGCGGAACGGGCCAGCAUCCUCAACACCUGACAGGUCCAUAUCGUGAAUUCCAGACUCACAUUCUCUACGCAUCAUCACCCAGUGCACCCGUUCAUGUGUGCCCUUGCAUAUAUUUGCCGAAGCCUAAGCUAUUUGGCUCUUAGUGCUGCGUCGCUCUCCACGUUUUCGGGCACCCCGCCUUCUCGGCCACCAAAUGGACCCUUGAGGCUUCCCAGCCUCGAGCUGAAAGCGCCACAAUUUGGCAUCACCCAACGGCCAUACACGCUACUAGGUUCUCGCCUUAUGUCUUGUGCGCGAAAUGAUGUGCGCACAUCACAAAAGCGGCAGAGCUAUCGCCAAAUCGUUCGUAUCCCGCUUCUGUCAUCCUGAUCUGGAAGCGCGUUGUUGUUCAUUACUUCUUUGGUCGUUGUGGCUUUCCCGUAGCUCUGGUCUCCCCUCAUUGACCGGCCAGUCGUCGAGCGAGUGAUACGCCUCUCCUGCGCACCACUCAUUUAUACUAGGCGGUAUAUGAGAAUUACGAGAUGAGAAUUGUGUCUUCUGAAGUCACCUUCAAGGCCAGAUGCGAGACGCGACGGGACUUCUCACAGCUGCGAGAGUGAACAUCUCUUACAGCGGGCUCGGUGGUACUUUUUUUCAGAUACAGCGAAGUAUAGGAUGAUUGACAUGCAACGACUCGUGCCAUGCAGCUGCGAUGCUGGUCGCUGUCUGGAUAUCGUACUAUCAUGCUCUGGCCCUACAACUAAGGCGCUUACAGGACGUUGCAGCGAAAUAUUCGAGAAGAAGUAUAUG
This is a messenger RNA of Alternaria rosae, 1110 nucleotides long. RefSeq lists its product as uncharacterized. Lineage: Eukaryota; Fungi; Ascomycota; Dothideomycetes; Pleosporales; Pleosporaceae. The transcript has a single exon. The coding region runs from base 415 to 690 and encodes 91 amino acids. The record is from RefSeq and is a predicted model, not a curated record.